Messenger RNA from Ictalurus furcatus (blue catfish), 1438 nucleotides. Its product is annotated as alpha-1-antitrypsin homolog. Lineage: Eukaryota; Metazoa; Chordata; Actinopteri; Siluriformes; Ictaluridae. The transcript has 5 exons. The record is from RefSeq and is a predicted model, not a curated record. Gene Ontology annotation, molecular function: serine-type endopeptidase inhibitor activity. The coding region runs from base 28 to 1263 and encodes 411 amino acids. Gene Ontology annotation, biological process: negative regulation of endopeptidase activity.
ACGUGUGGAGACUCUGAAUGUGAUAAAAUGUUGCAAAAGAUCCAGUGCUGUUUGACGUUUGCCCUCCUGGUGAUGUCGGCCUUGGGUGACCAUGAAGGCCACAAUCACGCAGAACAUUCAGCAGAUCACCAUGGAGAAUCACCAUGCCAAGGACUCAGACCUAUCAAUGCCAACGUUACCUUCGCCUUCACCCUGUACAAUAAACUCUCCAGCCAUGCUGAUUCCAAAGGCAAGAACAUUUUCUUCUCUCCGCUGAGCAUCUCACUGGCUCUGUCCAUGCUGGCUCUGGGUGCCAAGGGUGUGACCCACUCACAAAUCGUCAACACUCUGGGCUACAGUUCCUUCACAGAGGAUCAGGUAAAUGAGGCCUAUGAGCACCUGCUGCAGGUACUGGGCCACAGCCAGGAGGCCAGGCUGCUGGAGAUAGGAGGUGGUCUGGCUGUCCAAAAAGGCUUCAAACCUGUUGACAAGUUUCUGAAGGAUCUUCAGCAGUUCUACCAUGCAGAGGCCUUUAGUGUGGACUUUUCCAAACCUGAAGUUGCUGUCGAAGAGGUCAACAAAUUCAUUGCCAAGAAGACCAAGGACACCAUCACUGACAUGAUCGAGAGCCUGGAACCAGAAACAAUCAUGGUGCUCAUCAACUACAUCUAUUUCAAAGGUAAGUGGGAGAAGCCUUUCCUAGCGGACGCCACCCGCAAAGCCAACUUCUAUGUGGAUGAGAACACGAAGGUCACUGUGGACAUGAUGAAAGCAAAGGAUGAACAAUACAAUAUAUAUAUAUCCAAGAACAUAACCCUUAUCAAGUUGCCCUACCAUGGCAAUGCUUCCAUGGUGAUCAUUCUUCCCAGUGAAGGAAAAAUGGACGAAGUGGAGAAACACAUUACCAAGGAUCAGCUCAAGGACUGGAUAGGCAAAGCCCGCCAAAGAUCUGUGGAACUUUAUGUGCCCAAGUUCUCCAUCUCUGCCUCAGUCUCUCUUGGGGACACUCUAAAGGAACUGGGUAUAAUUGAUGCAUUCUCAGACAAGGCAAACUUCUCUGGGAUAAGUGAGGAUAUAGAACUGAAGGUUUCCAAAGUUCUCCACAAGGCAGUCCUCAGUGUUGAUGAGAAAGGCACUGAAGCAGCUGGUGCCACCACUGUAGAGAUAAUACAGAGGGCUAUGCCAUUACCCAUCAAAAUUAACAGACCCUUCCUGGUCUUCAUUGUGGAAGAAGCUGUCAAGAACAUCCUCUUCUUGGGCAAGAUCAUCAACCCUACUGAAUAAUAACAGCCAGCCCUAGCACAGUCUAAUGAACUAGCUUCAUUAUUUUAUUUUAAAUAUAUUAGCAAAUGCAUACGGGUUUCGCUGUUGCUUAUCAAUUUUACACUGGCAUAUUUUGUUCAGGUGAAAUAACAAGCAAACAAUCAAUGUCAUAAUAAAAGUGAAAAAGAAAAAUAAA